This is a messenger RNA of Sesamum indicum (sesame), 1966 nucleotides long. RefSeq lists its product as uncharacterized. Lineage: Eukaryota; Viridiplantae; Streptophyta; Magnoliopsida; Lamiales; Pedaliaceae. The record is from RefSeq and is a predicted model, not a curated record. Gene Ontology annotation, cellular component: plasma membrane; plasmodesma.
AAUCAGUAACUGUUUCCCCUAAUACUUCCUCUCAAUUCAAACUCUUUCCGCAAAUCAAAUCUCCUACCCCGCACCCUUUUCUUCUUCUUCUUCUUCUUCUUCUUCUUCUUGUGCACAUUAUAAUUAUUAUUAACUCACAACAACAAGUAAAAACUAGUCACAAAUCCCAAUCAAACAAUGCUGCUGUGUUUCAACUUCAAGUUUCUCCUCUUUUCCACUUUUCUGCUUCUUUCUUCCAUUCCCUUUUCACUUUCAGGGGAAUUACAUGGUGGUGAUGAUGGCAAUAGUAGUGGGCCGGUAUUGGUAUUGGUUUUGUCAAGUAGAACAGAAAGGUUGCUUGCUGAUAAUUCAAGUGACCAACUCUUGUUCAACUCAACUGAUUUGCUCUUGGCUUCCAAGAGAACUUACAGGAAAGACCCUCUCAAUCAUUUUCUUAAGUACUCCGGAGGUUGGAACAUCAGCAAUCGCCAUUACUGGGCUUCCGUAGCUUACACUGGUGUUCCCUUUUUUGUUAUUGGGGCACUCUGGUUUCUCAUCUUCGGCUUUGCUUUGACUCUCAUCUGUCUCUGCUACUGUUGCUGCCCAAGGGAGCCUUAUGGCUAUUCUCGAAUUGCUUAUGCCCUCUCUCUCAUCCUCCUCACAUUUUUCACCAUUGCUGCAAUUGUUGGAUGUAUUGUCUUGUACACUGGCCAGGCAAAGUUUCAUAGCAGUACUACGAGCACUUUGGACUAUGUUGUGAGUCAAGCAGAUACCACAUCCGAGAAUCUUAGAAAUGUGUCAGGAUAUCUUUCUGCAGCGAAGCAAAUUAAUGUGGAUCAAGUGAUUCUGCCUUCUAAUGUCCAAACAGACAUCGAUCGGAUUCAAAACAGGAUAAACUCUUCAGCUACCACACUGUCCAGUAAAACUGAAGAUAAUUCACAAAAAAUCAAGAAUCUAAUUGAAUCAGUGAGAUUGGCUCUUAUCAUACUCUCUGCUGUUAUGCUUCUGCUAACAUUUCUUGGAUUUGUGUUUUCAAUCUUUGGAAUGCAGGUUUUUGUUUACAUCUUGGUUAUUGCUGGAUGGAUUCUUGUGACCGGAACAUUCUUGUUGUGUGGCAUUUUUCUUCUUCUACACAAUGUGACUGGAGAUACUUGUGUGGCAAUGGAUCAGUGGGUCCAACAUCCAACUGCUCAUACAGCUCUAGAUGAUAUACUGCCUUGUGUGGAUAACGCAACCGCCCAAGAGACCUUGACAAAAAGCAAGGAAGUAACAUCCCAAUUGGUGAAUUUAAUGAAUACUGUCAUCACUACUAUCUCUAACAACAACUUUGCUCCAAACAUGGCGCCAUUCUACUACAAUCAAUCUGGUCCACGAGUUCCAAACAUUUGCAAUCCAUUUAAUGCGGACCUGAGUGAUCGAGCUUGUGCACCUGGUGAAGUGGAGCUGAACAAUGCAACACAGGUGUGGAAGGGGUAUGUGUGUGAAGCAUCGGGAAGUGGCAUCUGUGCGACAACAGGGCGUCUGACUCCAGGAAUUUAUGGUCAGAUGGCUGCUGGUGUAAAUGUGAGCUACGGGUUGUAUCGAUAUGGUCCAUUCCUGGUGAAUCUAGAAGAUUGUAGUUUUGUGAGAAAAACAUUCUCGGAUAUACAUGCAAGAUAUUGUCCGGGGCUAAGGAAAUAUAGCCGUUGGAUUUAUAGUGGGCUGGUGAUGGUAGCCACUGCAGUAAUGGUGUCUCUGGUGUUUUGGGUGAUAUAUGGACGAGAGAGGAGGCACCGAGUGUAUACAAAAGAGCACAUGCCGAGAGGUGUAGAAGGAGAUAAGCAUAAUUAGAGGCAGAUUUCUAGUUGGUUUGGUUAGUGUAGUUGUACAAUAUUUGGUUGACUGCAAAGAGUAUGUAUUGUUGUUGAGUUGGGUGAAAUAUAGAUAGUGGUAAAGGUUGUGGUGGGUUUGACUCUGGGCCUUGUUCAGAUUUUAAGCCGUAAUACUA